Caenorhabditis remanei is the source of this 252-nucleotide messenger RNA. RefSeq lists its product as uncharacterized. The record is from RefSeq and is a predicted model, not a curated record. Gene Ontology annotation, biological process: cytoplasmic translation. NCBI's taxonomy places the organism in Eukaryota, Metazoa, Nematoda, Chromadorea, Rhabditida, Rhabditidae. Gene Ontology annotation, cellular component: cytoplasm. The transcript is spliced from 4 exons. Bases 1 to 252 code for a protein of 83 amino acids. Gene Ontology annotation, molecular function: GTPase activity; GTP binding.
AUGUCGGUUCUUCAAAAAAUCGCUGACAUUGAGGCCGAGAUGGCUAGAACUCAGAAGAACAAGGCAACAAAUGCUCACUUGGGUAUUCUGAAGGCUAAACUCGCUAAACUUCGUCGUGAUUUGAUCACCCCAAAAGGUGGAGGUGGUGGACCAGGAGAAGGAUUCGAUGUUGCUAAAACCGGAGAUGCUAGAAUUGGAUUCGUCGGUGGAGAAUCAGGAAACAUUCCUGGCGGUGGUGGUGGUAGUGACUGA